UAUGUGCCCCGACCCACAGGACGUUCAGACCAUUUUAACGAUGUCAGAAAGUUAUUUGGGGCCUAUGGGUCUCCAACACUUCUCCAGUUUGUUUAUGAUAAAAGCUGGACAGGGGGAGCUAACUGCGGAGCCUGGGCUUCCGUAAUGUCAUCGGACGAGUGACGCUACCGACCCUGGUCGCGGUGGCGUUCAGCACCCUACAGGCAGGAUGACAUCACCGUCGGAACCCGCGCGGACGUGUGCGUGCUAGGUGAAUUAGCUAAGAGCUGGGGAUGAUGGUGAGGAGUGAGCGACUAGCGGCUGAAACCCGGGAGAGGCGGGUGGGGUGGGGGUGGAGGGGACAGAGGGCGGGUCCCCGGAGCCCCGCCCCCCCGGUAACCGCCGUGAGCUGGCCAAUCCGGGCAGGCCGUGGUGACGCGCAGCCUAUCAGCAGCCCGGACUCUCCUGGAGGUUCCGCGUUAGCCCUGGCCCCGAAGGCAGGGGAGGGGGCGAGGGGCUCAGCCGCCCACCGCAGCUCUGGUCCCCGCCGCCUGCCCCUGGGGGUCUGGCAGGUCCCGGCUUGCCACCUCCCGGAGACUUGAUGGCCUCGGAAGGCCUGGCGGAGGCGCUGGCCACCGUGCUGGGGGGCAAGGGGUUGCUGGUGCAGAGCUGUGACUCGGAGCCGCCUGGCAAGCCGCUGUCGCCCGUGCGGCUGCGGAAGAAUGUCUGCUACGUGGUGCUGGCCGUGUUCCUCAACGAGCAGGAUGAGGUGUUGAUGAUCCAGGAAGCCAAGAGAGAGUGCCGGGGAACCUGGUACCUCCCUGCUGGGAGAAUGGAAGCUGGGGAGACCAUCGUGGAGGCGAUGCAGCGGGAGGUGAAGGAGGAGGCUGGGCUGCUCUGUGAGCCAGUGACGCUGCUGUCUGUGGAGGAGAGGGGUGCCUCCUGGAUCCGUUUUGUAUUCCUUGCUCGACCCACAGGUGGAGUUCUCAAGACUUCCAAGGAUGCAGAUGCUGAGUCCCUACAGGCUGGCUGGUACCCGCGGGUCUCUCUGCCCGCUCCACUUAGAGCCUAUGAUGUUCUGCACUUGGUAGAGCUGGGUGCCAGAUUCUGCCAACAAGCCAUGCACCCUCUCAUUCUGCCUCAAGAGCUUCCCUGCAGUGUGGUCUGCCAGCGGCUGGUGGCCACCUUUACAACAGUCCAGUCGGUAUGGGUGUUGGUGGGCUCAGUGGGGACACCUCACUUGCCCAUCACUGCCUGUGGCUUCACACCUAUGGAGCAAAGGGGUGGUGUCAAGGUGGCCACCCUGCGGCUGCUACAGGAGUGUCUCACUAUGCACAAUUUGGCAGUGGAGACCAAGGGGUUGCUUGGACUGCAGCACCUAGGCAAAGACCACAUGGAUGGUAUCUGCCUGAAUGUGUUAGUGACGGUGGCUUUUCGGAACCCAGGAAUCCAAGAUGAGCCCCCAAAGAUUCGGGGUGAGAACUACUUUUGGUGGAAGGUAUUAGAGGAAGACUUACAAAAACAGCUUCUGCACAGACUCCAGGAGUCUUCUGUCAUUCCCCUGAGCAGAUAGAGAGGUGUCAGUGAUGACAGAAACUGAGCAUCCACCCUCCCUCUGUGGGCAGGAAAGAGGUGGCGAUCUGAGAUCUCACUGCACUGUGUGCAGGGACCCCACACUGAGCCCAAAGGGAGAGUGCCUUGGAUCCAGUACUCAGAGGUGUCGGUUGUUCUCAGGGUACACAGUGCUUCUCUUAAGAUGGCGAGAAGCUUUUUGAAUCCCAAAUGGCAUCAUCUUAUUUCCUGGUCCACUUUGGUAAAAGCUGCAUGUUAAUUCAUCCAAGCCCUUAGGAAUGUGGAGAGGGAUGGGACACGGGCACUGGUCUCUCAGGGCAGAGUCCUCGUUGCUGAGUAAAAAGAUGUUGCUUAACUCGC
Onychomys torridus (southern grasshopper mouse) is the source of this 1911-nucleotide messenger RNA. It is a transcript of the gene Nudt18, whose product is annotated as nudix hydrolase 18. Bases 581 to 1552 code for a protein of 323 amino acids. The transcript is spliced from 3 exons. The record is from RefSeq and is a predicted model, not a curated record. Gene Ontology annotation, molecular function: magnesium ion binding; 8-oxo-GDP phosphatase activity; 8-oxo-dGDP phosphatase activity. NCBI's taxonomy places the organism in Eukaryota, Metazoa, Chordata, Mammalia, Rodentia, Cricetidae.